This is a messenger RNA of Acanthosepion pharaonis, 3762 nucleotides long. Lineage: Eukaryota; Metazoa; Mollusca; Cephalopoda; Sepiida; Sepiidae. The record is from the annotation of a GenBank genome assembly.
AUGCCUCUCUCAAGCGUCUCUAAGUACGCUUCUCAAGAACAUAGUCAAUCUGAAGAAAGUACGAAUCAUAGAAAAAGACCGUUGAGUAAUUCGGACGGUGUCGAUAUAAGAGGACUGGUAGCAGUCUCCACUACUGCAAGCAACACCAAUAACACUUCCAGUGUUGGCAAUACAGCUAACAAUUCUGCUAGUGUUAGUACUGCCACCUCUAGCAAUUCUUGUACUAUAAAACCUUUCCCCGAAAUCCCUUCCUGUUCGGGAGAGUCUUCUAUCGGCAUAACUCCAUCAUCAUCUCACUCGCCGCAGUCUUCGGAUCCGAGUCCAAAAAGGAUUAAAUUGUCCCCUAAUAACGAUAACUCUGACCCUACACCAAGUGGAAAUACUACCAAGGUCCUGCUCACUAGUGGAAUCUUAACUUCUUCGGAAAACAAGGAGGAAAACGAAGCUGGGACUAGCAGUAGUGGCUGUUCUGUCCAGGAGCAAAGAAAAGAAAGGGACAGAGACGACAAGAAACAGGGACAAGAAGGCAGGGAGGAAAACCAAGGCGAAGGCGAUAAUAAAGACGGGGAAGUCAAUAGCCGAUCAUUGGUUCCAGGAGAAGAGCAAAAAGCAGUCGUUGAAAAAUUAAAGGCAGAAGAGGGUGAAAAUAGUCGCGGUGGAGAUUCGGAAACAAUGACAGAGUCUGAGAGACGACCCAACUUCUCGGCACUGACAACACCAAGCAAUGGUAUAAGCAGACAUGCAUCUCCAUUGAAUGCCAAUAGACCUGGGGCUGCGAAAAAAUUGGUUAUCAAAAAUUUUAAAGAUAAGCCCAAGUUACCAGAGAAUUACCAGCAGAACACAUGGCAGAAAUUGGAGGAAGCCGUGGAGGCUAUACACAACAGCCAUUCUAUCAAGUCAAACUUAGAGGAACUUUACCAAGCUGUAGAGAACAUGUGCUCACACAAAAUGUCUGCCACUAUUUAUGAACAGUUAAAACAUGUAUGUGAAGCCCAUGUACAGUCAAACCUGCAGCAGUUUUUGGGGAAAACUAUGGACUAUGAGAUGUUUUUGAAAGCAAUCGACAAUUGCUGGCAGGACCAUUGUAGACAGAUGAUUAUGAUCCGAAGUAUUUUUCUCUUCUUAGACCGAACAUAUGUGUUACAAAACACCUCUGUGUUAUCUAUAUGGGACAUGGGAUUGGACUUAUUUAGAACACAUAUCAUUAGCCAUCAGAUUGUCCAGGCAAAAACGGUGAAUGGCUUAUUACAGUUGAUUGAACGUGAACGUGGAGGUGAAGCUGUUGACAGGCAACUGUUAAAAAGUCUCUUGAGGAUGUUGUCAGAUUUACAGAUUUACCAAGAGGCAUUUGAGAAAAAAUUCCUAGAAGCUACAGAUCAGUUGUAUGCAGCUGAAGGUCACCGGUUGAUGCAGGAAAGAGAUGUACCAGUGUAUUUAUCCCAUGUAGACAAGAGAUUGAAUGAAGAAUCUGAACGGUUGUUGCAUUAUUUAGAUCAAACCACAAAGAAACCACUUAUCACAUGUGUGGAAAAGCAGCUAUUGGAACAACAUUUAUCAUUGAUGUUACAGAAAGGGCUUGAGCAUUUGUUGAAUGAAAAUAGGAUUUCUGACCUAACUCUAAUGUAUCAACUCUUUUCUCGGGUUAAAGAAGGUCUAAAAGAAUUGUGCUAUGCAUUUGCCACUUAUAUCAAGGGAACUGGGCGGUUGAUAGUUAUGAACACUGAGAAUGAUCCUGAAAAAGACAAAGAAUUGGUCCAGACAUUGUUAGAUUUCAAGGACAAGAUAGACAACAUUAUUGCUGUGUGUUUUCAAAAGUCUGAGCGAUUUGUGAGUGCCAUGAAAGAAAGUUUUGAACACUUUAUCAAUCAACGACAGAAUAAACCUGCAGAAUUGAUAGCCAAAUAUGUGGACUAUAAACUUAGAGCAGGCAAUAAGGAAGCCACUGAAGAAGAAUUGGAAAGGCUUUUAGAUAAGAUCAUGCCUGAAAGCUAUGGAUUCUGUUUAUUCUUCAAAAUAUGUGGAAAAUCUUCAACACCCACACUUGUUCCUCCUCCUCUUUCACUCUCUUGUUUUCUCCUCCUCUUUCACUCUCUUGUUUUCUCCUCCUCUUUCACUCUCUUGUUUUCUCCUCCUCUUUCACUCUCUUUUUUUUUCUCCUCCUCUUUCACUCUCUUGUUUUCUCCUCCUCCUCUUUCACUCUCUUGUUUUCUCCUCCUCCUUUCACUCUCUUUUUUCCUCCUCUUUUCACUCUCUUUUUUUCUCCCUCCUCUUUCACUCUCUUGUUUUCUCCUCCUCUUCACCUCUCUUGUUUUCUCCUCCUCUUUCACCUCCCCUCUUUUGUUUUCUCCUCCUCUUUCACUCUCUUUGUUUUCUCCUCCUCUUUCACUCUCUUGUUUUCUCCUCUCUUUUUGUUUUCCUCUCUUUGUUUUUUCUCCUCCUUGUUUCUCCUCCUCUUUUCACUCUCUUGUUUUCUCCUCCUCUUUCCUCUCUUGUUUUCUCCUCCUCUUUCACUCUCUUGUUUUCCUCCUCCUCUUUUUCACUCUCUUGUUUUUUUCUCCUCCUCUUUCACUCUCUUGUUUUCUCCUCCUCUUUCACCUCUCUUUCACUCUCUUGUUUUCUCCUCCUCUUUCACUCUCUUGUUUUCUCCUCCUCUUUCACUCUCUUGUUUUCUCCUCUUUCACUCUUGUUUUCUCCUCCUCUUUCACUCUCUUGUUUUCUCCUCCUCUUUCACUCUCUUGUUUUCUCCUCCUCUUUCACUCUCUUGUUUUCUCCUCCUCUUUCACUCUCUUGUUUUCUCCUCCUCUUUCACUCUCUUGCAAAGACAUGUUUGAAGCUUUCUACAAGAAAGACCUUGCCAAGAGGCUAAUUGUUGGAAAGAGUGCCUCAGUGGAUGCUGAGAAGUCCAUGUUGUCCAAAUUGAAACAAGAGUGUGGAGCUGCCUUUACUUGUAAACUUGAAGUUAUGUUCAAGGAUAUGGAAUUGUCUAAAGAUAUCAUGUUGAAUUUCAAGCAUCAUAUGCCAGCAGGGAGUCAACCGGGAGGUAUUGAUCUAAAUGUAAAUGUUCUUACAAUGGGGAACUGGCCAACUUAUCCCCAUAUGGAAGUACAUCUUCCAGUAGAAAUGGUUCAAUAUCAGGAAAUUUUCCAAAAGUUUUAUCUUGGCAAGCACAGUGGUCGAAAACUUCAGUGGCAACCAACCUUAGGGCAUUGUGUUUUAAAAGCAGAAUUUAGUAAUGGAAAGAAAGAGUUGCAGGUAUCUUUAUUCCAAACAUUGUGUUUCCUUCUCUUCAAUGAUGGUGAUGAGUUCACAUUUGAAGACAUCAAACAAGCCACUGCCAUAGAGGAUAGUGAAUUGCGACGUACUUUACAGUCAUUGGCCUGUGGGAAGGCCCGGGUAUUACAUAAAGUACCAAAGGGCCGAGAUGUAGUCGAUGGAGAUAAAUUUGUGUUCAAUGAUGAUUUUAAACACAAAUUAUUCAGAAUCAAAAUUAACCAGAUUCAAAUGAAGGAAACUCAAGAAGAAAACACAAGUACAACAGAACGAGUAUUCCAGGAUAGGCAAUAUCAAGUUGAUGCUGCCAUUGUUCGUAUCAUGAAAACCCGUAAAACACUCAGCCAUACUUUACUCAUUUCUGAAUUAUACAAUCAACUCAAAUUCCCUGUCAAGCCGCCUGAACUCAAAAAGCGUAUUGAAAGCCUCAUUGACCGUGAUUAUAUGGAACGAGACAAGGACAACCCUAAUACAUACCAUUAUGUUGCUUAA